AUGGCCCUCCUGACAUUCUCUCUCCUUCUGGCAUGGCUGCCACUGGUGGGGGGCUGGCAGGAGCCUGACCAGAGCCAUGGCUGUGCUGGUGGCAGCUGCUACCCAGCCACUGGGAACCUGCUGGUGGGGCGAGCCCCCCGCCUGAGUGCCACCUCCACCUGCGGGCUGGACGGGCCCCAGGAGUACUGCAUCGUCAGCCACCUCCAGGACUCGGAGAAAUGCUUCACCUGCGACUCCCGGGACCCAGCCCUGCCCGAGAGCCACCGCAUCGAGAAUGUCAUCUACCUGACUGGCCCCCAUGGCCAGCGGACCUGGUGGCAGUCAGAGAACGGUGUGGAGCAUGUCAGCAUCCGUCUGGACCUAGAGGGAGAGUUCCACUUCACCCACCUCAUCAUGAAGUUUAAGACCUUCCGUCCCGCGGCCAUGCUGGUGGAGCGCUCAGCUGACUUUGGGCACAGCUGGAAGGUCUACCGCUACUUCGCCUACAACUGCUCCAAGCUCUUCCCUGGCAUCCCCAGCCAGCCCUCGGGGCUGGUGGACGAGGUGUUGUGUGACCAGCGCUACUCUGAGAUCGAGCCCUCCAGCCAUGGGGAGGUCAUCUUCAAGGUGCUGGACCCCUCUAUCCCUGUGGUGGAUCCCUACAGCCCGGACAUCCAGGACCUGCUGCGUGUCACCAACCUGCGGGUGAACCUCACCAAGCUGCACACACUGGGGGACAACCUGCUGGACACGCGCCGGGAGGUGCUGCACAAGUACUACUAUGCCGUGGAUGAGCUGGUGCUGCGUGGGAGCUGCUUCUGCCAUGGCCAUGCUGCCCAUUGUGCCCCGGCACCCGGUGCUCCAGCAUCCUCCAUCCCUGGCAUGAUCCAUGGGCGCUGUGUCUGUGAGCACCACACACAGGGGCUGAACUGUGAGCGCUGUGAGGAUUUCUACCACGACCUGCCCUGGCGCCCGGCCGAGGGCUCCAGCACCAAUGCCUGCCGCCGCUGCGACUGCAACGAGCACUCACAGCGGUGCCACUUCGACAUGGCCGUCUUCCUGGCCACGGGGAACACCAGCGGGGCCGUGUGUGACGGCUGCCAGCACAACACCAUGGGCCGCCGCUGCCACCUCUGCAAGCCCUUCUACUACCGGCACCCCCGCUCCGAUAUCCGUGCCCCCACUGCCUGUGCCCCAUGCGACUGUGACCCGGCCGGAUCGCUGGACGGAGGUGCCUGUGACGGGCACACGGACGUGGCGCUGGGCAUGAUCGCGGGGCAGUGCCGCUGCAAGGAGCACGUGGCCGGGCCCCGCUGUGACCGCUGCCAGCACGGCGCCUACGGCCUCAGCCAUGGAGACCCACAGGGCUGCCAGCCGUGCAGGUGUGACCCGCGGGGCACGGUGGCGGGCAGCUCCCCCUGCGACCCGUGCUCCAUGGAGGAUGGGGCAUGUCCCUGUCGUCCUCACCUCAUGGGGCGGCAGUGCGACCAGGUGCAGCCCGGCUUCUUCUGUGCCCACCUUGACUACUACACCUAUGAGGCUGAGCAGGCCACUGGCCAUGGUCAUGGCCACCCCCAGCUCCCGGGCGCUGUCCGGGCCGAGGUGCCCCCAGACUGCCUGGAGUAUGACACUGGGGAGCCUGGGGGCCGGAAGGGGCACCCACGGCCCCACCGCAGCUCCCCCCGCACCCUCCAGCCCCGCAUCCCCCCACGCCGCACCCGCCAGCAGCCCCCCAAGCCAGAUGUGGAGGAGGUGGUGCGGGACGGCACCGGGCGCAUGGUGACGUGGACAGGCUCAGGCUUUGCCCGGGUGCGGGACGGGGCUGGCCUGACCUUCCGAGUGGACAACGUGCCCUACCCCAUGGACUACGAGCUGCUGCUGCGCUACGAGCCCGAGUCGGCCGAGGAUUGGGAAGCCGUGGUCAGCGUCAGCUCCCGGGUGCUGCCCACCAGCCCUCGCUGUGGGAACCUGCUGCCCUCCGAGCAGAUGUACCGCGAGAGCCUGCCCCACAGCCAGAGGUAUGUGCUGCUGUCCCGGCCCUUCUGCUUCGAGCCCAGCACCCCUUACGAGGUGACAAUGCGGCUUCAACGGGCUGGAGUCACCCAGCGCCACCCUGGUGCCUUCAUCCUCAUUGACUCGGUGAGGCGGGUCCCCCUGCAUCCCACACAGGGGGCAUGCAGGACCUGUGCCUGCUCACCGGAGGGCUCAGUGUCACAGCUGUGUGACAUAGUGAGUGGGCAGUGCCGGUGCCAGCCUGGUGCUGUGGGCCGGCAGUGUGACCAGUGCCAGCCCGGCUACUGGGGCUUCCCUGCCUGCCGGCCCUGCCAGUGCAACGGGCACGCCGAGGACUGCGACCCCCGGACCGGCAGCUGCCUGCACUGCCGCGACCACACUGACGGGCGGCACUGCGAGAGGUGCCAGGAUGGGUACUAUGGGGACCCAGUGCUGGGCUCGGGGCAGCAGUGCCGGCCCUGCCCCUGCCCUGGCUACCCCGGCACACAGCACUACCAUGGGAGCGCUUGCCAUGCUGACGAGGAGACCCACCACAUUGUCUGCCUCUGUGCACCUGGAUAUGCUGGGCCCCGCUGCGACCGCUGCUCCCCUGGCUACUUUGGUGCGCCGGAGGUGGAGGGGCCGCUGGGCGCUGAGAGCCUGCAGUGCGAGCAGGUCAGCGGGCAGUGCCGCUGCCGGCCGGGCUUCGGGGGGCUGCGCUGCAACCGCUGCCAGCGGGGCUACCAGGACGCCUUCCCCCGCUGUUCACCCUGCCACCCCUGCUUCGGGCACUGGGACCCUACCCUGGGAAGCUUGCAGGACAGGCUGCAGCACUUGAGGAUAACGGAGCUGGAUGACUUCUGGAAACAGCUCCAAGACCUGGAGCAACAUCUGGAUCAGCUGGCACAUGCAGAUGUCCGGCAACGUGACCGGCUGGCCGGGCUGAGCCAUCAGCUGGGCGGUCUCAACCAAACCACCUCCCACCUCCAGAUCCUGCUUGGCACCGUGGUGGCAGCUGGAUUCAGCGAGUCGUACCGCAGCAUCCUGGCAGCAGCGGAGGACUCGCGGCGGGCGGGGGGGGGGGCCGAAGGAGGGCUGGACAGGUCACAGAUGACACGGCGGGCGGCCGAGCGGGCGCUGCGGCAGCGGGGCGAUGCUUUCCACCGCGGCGCUGCUGCGGCACGGAAAUCCUUGCGGGAAACACGGAAACGGGUGAUGGGACUCAGCAUCACCAGGGUCAAUGAGAAGAUUUGUGGGGUACCUGGGGACCGGAGCUGCGAGCAAGCACCUUGUGGAGGAGCCUUGUGCCGGGACAGCAUGGGGACACGGCGCUGUGGUGGCACAGGAUGCACAGGGGCACUGCCUGUCUCAGCUCGGGCCCUGAGCAGCGCCCAUAACACCUCACAGCAGCUGGAGGUGGCACUGGGACAGCUGGGGGUUGUGGUGCAGAAGACGCAGGAGGUGCAGGAGCUGGCCCGGGGGGCACGGAGCCAGGCGGAGGAGGCCCUGGGGCGCUCGCAGGCCACUCGCAGCCGCGCUGAGAAGGCGACAGCCCAGCUGCGGGCUUUCACCCGCCGCAUCAAGGCCUUCCUGGCAGAGGAAGGAGCUGACCCAGGCAGCAUCGAGCUGGUGGCCCGGCAGGUGCUGACCCUCUCCCUGCCCAGCAGCCCUGGCCGGAUUCAGGAGCUGCUGCAGGAGAUGCGGAAGAGCAUCGAUCAGCUGGAGGGGGUGGAUGUGGUGUUGAACAGCACAGCACAGGGGCUGGCCAAGGCACGGGGCCUGCUGGCAGAGGGACAGGAUGCCAGGGAGCGAGCGGAAGGUGUGAGAGAUGAGCUGGUGGGGACACAGCGGGCACUGGAGGCAGCACGGAUGCAGGCAACAGCAGCAAGGAGCACCCUGCGGAGCUCCAGGGAUGCCAUCCGGGCGGCCGACAGCAGAGCCAAGGAGGCGGAGCGCAGGCUGCGGGCCCUGGAGGGGAAGGGGUCACAGGCGCAGCGGCGGCUGCGGGAGCUGGCGCAGCGCGUCGCCGCCCUGCAGGAGCGGGGCCAGGAUGCUCGCCGCCUGGCACAGCAAGCCAGGGAUGGGGCGCAACGUGCCACUGCCACCUCGGGGACACUCAGCCAGGACCUGGCGCAGGUGACGCAGCGCUACGUGGUGCUGAAGGGCCGGGUGAGCGGGCUGGCCGGGGUGUCUGGUGGGGCCCUGCAGCGGGUGACACAGCUGACAGCGGAGGCCAGGGACCUCCUGAACAAAGCCAACAGCAACAAGAGGAAGCUGGAAGAGCUGGAGCAGCACUUCGGGGCCAACGAGCGGGUGAUGGCGGCGAAGGCAACGCGACUGCUGGCGUUGGAGCAGUUCUCCCGCGCCUCCGCCUACGACUGUGCCACCGCCUUCCCCCACAUCCCCCGCGGGCCCCCACGCCGCUUCGACGAUGUCGUCUGCGAGUCCCGCUACUCUGACAUCGAGCCCUCCACGGAGGGGGAGGUGAUCUACCGGGUGCUGGACCCUGCCAUCCCCAUCCGGGACCCCUACAGCCCCUCCAUCCAGAAUUUGCUGCGUGUCACCAACCUACGGGUGAACCUCACCAAGCUGCACACACUGGGGGACAACCUCCUGGACUCACGGCGGGAGAUCCGGGAAAAGUACUACUAUGCACUCUACGAGCUGGUGAUGCGUGGGAACUGCUUCUGCUACGGGCACGCCUCUGAGUGUGCCCCACUCGCCGGGGCCACGGCCACCACUGACGGCAUGGUCCAUGGGCGCUGCGUCUGCAAGCACCACACACAGGGGCUGAACUGUGAGCGCUGUGAGGACUUCUACCAUGACCUGCCCUGGCGCCCAGCCAAGGGCUCCAGCACCAAUGCCUGCCGCCGCUGCGACUGCAAUGAGCACUCACGGCGGUGCCACUUUGACAUGGCUGGCUUUCUGUUCACCGGGGACAACAACGGCAAGGACCUGCGGGACCCUGCCGUGUGCCGAGCCUGUGACUGUGACCCUGAGGGCUCUCUGGAUGGUGGGCUGUGCGAUGGCGCUGAUGACCCGGCCCGGGGGCUGAUCGCGGGGCAGUGCCGCUGCAAGGAGCAUGUGGCCGGGCCCCGCUGUGACCGCUGCAAACCCGGUUUCUUCGGCCUCAGCGCUGCCACCCCGCAGGGCUGCCAGCGGUGCCAGUGUGACCCCCGUGGCACGGUGGCCGAGGGCAGCCGGUGUGACCCCCUCAGCGGUGAGUGCUUCUGCAAGAGGCUGGUGACCGGGCGCAACUGUGACCAGUGCCUGCCUGAGCACUGGGGCCUAAGCCACGACCUCCCAGGCUGCCGACCAUGUGACUGUGAUGUGGGAGGUGCCUAUGACAACUUGUGUGCCAUGGAGACGGGGCAGUGCCGGUGCCGGAGCCACGUGGUGGGGCGGCAAUGCAGCCAGGUGGAGCCUGGCUUCUACCACAUCAACCUGGACCAUUACACCUACGAGGCUGAGGAUGCUCGACUGCAUCAGGGCUCAGUGGUGGAGCGUGAACCUCCCACAGACCACCCACCUUCGUGGACGGGUACAGGCUUUGCCCACAUGAGAGAGGGCAGCUGGGUGGAGUUUCAUGUAAGGGACGUGCCUUUCUCCACUGAGUACGACGUGAUCAUCCGCUACGAGCCCCAGCAGCCAGAGCCCUGGCAGGAGGUGAGGGUGAGGGUGCUGCGCCCCAGCCCCGUCUCAGCCAGCAGCCCUUGUGGAAACACCAUCCCGUCCGACGACCAGCUCUCCACCAGCCUCCCCUCCGGUGCCAGGUAUGUGGUGCUGCCCUGGCCUGUCUGCCUGGAGCGAGGUGUCUCCUACACCAUCCGUCUGGAGCUGGGCUGUGCCACUGCUCGGCAGGAUCCCACUGCCAGCGUGCUCAUUGAUUCGCUGGUUCUCCUUCCCCGUUACUCCUCGCUGGAGAUGUUCAUCGCGGGCGACCCUGGCUCCAUGGAGCGCCGGCAGACCUUCGAGCGGUACCGCUGUGCCCAGCCCUUCCACGCUGCGGGGCCCUCGCCCGUGGCUGAGCCCUGCUACAGCCUCCUCCACAGCCUCUCGGCCAUCCUGCACGACGGGGCUCUGCGUGAGGGGGCUGUGUCCACGGCUGACAGUGCCCUGGCCCGGGCACGCCAUGCCCAGGAGGAGCUGCGGCAGGCUGCUGGCGAUGUGGCCCAGCUCUCCCACAAGGUGGCUGAGGCCAAGGGGAAGGCAGAUGAAGCCUGGCUGCGGGCACAGGCAGCCCUGGACAAGGCAAACCAGACCAGAGCCCGGGUGGAGAGCUCCAACAAGGAGCUGCGGGCGUCCCUCCGCCAUGUCAAGCCCUUCCUGAGCCAGGAGGGGGCUGACCCCGAGAGCAUCGAGGUGGUAGCCAGCCGGGUGCUGGAGCUGUCCCUCCCCGCCGCGCCGGCUCAGAUCCACCGCCUGGCUGAGGAGAUCAAGACACGGGUGCGCAGCCUGGCCAGCGUGGACGCCAUCCUGGAGCAGACAGCCGGUGACGUGCGCCGAGCUGGGCAGCUGCUGCAGGACGCCCAGCGGGCCAGGUCGCGGGCAGAGGGGGUGCGGGGCACAGCCGAGGCGGUGCGGCAGGCGCUGGAGGAGGCACGGCGAGCCCAGGGCAUGGCCGAGCAGGCACUGCACCAUGCUGCUGGUGACAUCCAGCACAGCGAGAGAGCCAUCGGCACGAUGCAGGACCAGACGGCGAGUGCAGAGCAGCGGCUGGCAGGCGCCAUGGGGCAGAUCGGGCUCCUGGAUGGACAGACUGAUGCCCUGAAGGUGAAACGUGCCAACAACAGCCUGGCAGCCACGCGUGCCCAGGAGGCAGCCAGCGCUGCCCGAGACCGAGCCAGCGAGGCCAAGCAGGCCACUAGUUCCUUGCCGGAGAGUUUGACCACAGAGAGUCGCCAAGAUAGCUGGGCCAGGAAGAAAACGUCGCACCCCUGA
Molecule: messenger RNA, 6912 nt
Organism: Chaetura pelagica (chimney swift)
Lineage: Eukaryota; Metazoa; Chordata; Aves; Apodiformes; Apodidae
Gene: LAMB2
Product: laminin, beta 2 (laminin S)
Exons: 49
Coding region: 1-6912 (2303 amino acids)
Biological process (GO): substrate adhesion-dependent cell spreading; basement membrane assembly; cell migration
Cellular component (GO): laminin trimer
Molecular function (GO): extracellular matrix structural constituent
Source: RefSeq, a predicted model, not a curated record